CGCCCGCGCCUGGCCCGUGGAGCCAGCGCGGCGGGCGGCGGGAGCUGCGCCUGCGGGCCGGGGCCCUAGCCCCGCGACAGCGGGAAGGCGUCGCUGGGUCCCUACGCGCUGGGGGCGGGGGCGAAGUUGCUGGAGCAAAGUCCAGGCACCUGGUCGCAGCGCCCGAGCGCCCGGCAGCUGGGCCAGAGACGCACGAGGUCCGAGGCUGUGAUGGAUCCUGAGGCCGGGAGGAACGGAACAGUCCGGCGCCCCUGGAGAGCAGAAGGUGACUUUGAACUGAGCGGCAGCAGCCAAGACAGAAAAAAAAUGAAGAAUGUGAAUUUGACUGGACCAUUAACAUUGUUUCGAUACUCUGACUGGCAGGAUAAAUUAUUUAUGUCCUUGGGCACAGUGAUGGCCAUAGCUCAUGGGUCAGGCCUGCCACUCAUGAUGAUAGUCUUUGGAGAAAUGACAGACAAAUUUGUUAAUACUGCAGGAAACUUCUCCUUCCCAGUGAAUUUUUCAUUGUCAAUGUUAAAUCCAGGCAGAAUUCUGGAAGAAGAAAUGACUAGAUAUGCAUAUUAUUACUCAGGAUUAGGUGCUGGAGUUCUCGUUGCUGCCUAUAUACAAGUUUCAUUUUGGACUUUGGCAGCUGGCCGACAGAUUAGGAAAAUUAGGAAAGAGUUUUUUCAUGCUGUUCUCCGACAAGAAAUAGGCUGGUUUGAUGUCAGUGACACCACGGAACUCAACACACGGCUAACAGAUGACAUCUCCAAAAUCAGUGAAGGAAUUGGUGACAAGGUUGGAAUGUUCUUUCAAGCAGUAGCCACGUUUUUUGCAGGAUUCAUAGUGGGGUUCAUCCGAGGAUGGAAGCUCACCCUUGUGAUAAUGGCCAUCAGCCCUAUCCUGGGACUCUCUGCAGCCGUUUGGGCCAAGAUACUCUCAGCGUUCAGUGACAAAGAACUAGCCGCAUAUGCGAAAGCAGGCGCUGUAGCUGAGGAGGCUCUGGGGGCCAUCCGGACCGUGAUAGCUUUUGGGGGCCAGAAUAAAGAGCUGGAAAGGUAUCAGAAACAUCUAGAAAAUGCCAAAAAGAUUGGAAUUAAAAAAGCUAUCUCGGCAAACAUUUCCAUGGGCAUUGCCUUCCUGCUGAUCUAUGCGUCAUACGCGUUGGCGUUCUGGUACGGGUCCACUUUAGUCAUAUCAAAAGAAUACACCCUGGGAAAUGCAAUGACAGUCUUUUUUUCAAUUCUGAUUGGAGCUUUCAGCGUUGGACAGGCUGCCCCGUGUGUUGAUGCUUUUGCCAAUGCAAGGGGAGCUGCAUAUGUGAUCUUUGCCAUUAUAGAUAAUAAUCCUAAAAUUGACAGUUUUUCAGAGAGAGGACACAAACCAGACAACAUCAAAGGGAAUCUGGAGUUCAAUGAUGUUCAUUUUUCUUACCCAGCUCGUGCUAAUGUCAAGAUCUUGAAGGGCCUCAACCUUCAGGUCCAGAGUGGGCAGACGGUGGCCCUGGUUGGGAACAGCGGCUGUGGGAAAAGCACAACGGUCCAGCUGAUACAGAGGCUCUACGACCCUGAUGAGGGUAUGAUUAACAUCGAUGGGCAGGACAUUAGGACCUUUAAUGUAAGGUAUCUGAGGGAAAUAAUUGGAGUAGUGAGUCAGGAGCCGGUGCUCUUUUCCACCACAAUUGCUGAAAACAUUCGUUAUGGCCGUGGAAAUGUCACCAUGGAUGAGAUAAAGAAAGCUGUCAAAGAAGCCAACGCCUAUGACUUUAUCAUGAAGUUACCUCAGAAAUUUGACACCCUGGUUGGAGAGAGAGGGGCCCAGCUGAGCGGUGGGCAGAAACAGAGGAUCGCCAUCGCUCGCGCCCUGGUUCGCAGCCCCAAGAUCCUCCUGCUGGACGAGGCCACGUCGGCCUUGGACACGGAGAGUGAAGCUGAGGUGCAGGCAGCUUUGGAUAAGGCCAGAGAAGGCCGGACCACCAUAGUGAUCGCACACCGGCUGUCCACAAUCCGCAACGCGGACGUCAUCGCUGGGUUUGAGGACGGAGUCAUCGUGGAGCAGGGAAGCCACAGUGAACUGAUGAAGAAGGAAGGGCUGUACUUCAAGCUUGUUAACAUGCAGACAUCAGGAAACCAGAUCCAGUCCGACAAACUUGAAGUUGAACUAAAUGAUGGAAAGGCUGCCACGGGUAUGGCCCCAAAUGGCUGGAAAUCUCAAAUACUUAGGAAUUCUACUAAAAAAAGCCUGAGGAAUUCACGGAGGUACCAGAAUGGCCUUGAGGAGGAAACCAAUGAGCUUGAUGAAACUGUUCCACCGGUAUCCUUCCUGAAGAUCCUGAAGCUGAACAGAACGGAAUGGCCCUACUUUGUGGUGGGCACGGUAUGUGCCAUUGCCAACGGGGCGCUCCAGCCAGCAUUUUCAGUCAUAUUCUCAGAGAUCAUGGCGAUUUUUGGACCAGGGGACGAUGAACUCAAGCAACAGAGGUGCAACAUGAUCUCACUACUGUUUUUGGGCCUGGGGAUUGCUUCUUUUUUUACUUUCUUCCUUCAGGGCUUCACCUUUGGGAAAGCUGGCGAGAUCCUCACCACCAGGCUCCGGUCAAUGGCUUUUAAAGCGAUGCUGAGACAGGACAUGAGCUGGUUUGAUGAUCACAGAAACAGUACUGGUGCACUUUCCACGAGACUCGCCACCGACGCCUCCCAAGUACAAGGAGCCACUGGGACCAGGCUGGCUUUAAUUGCACAGAAUACAGCCAACCUGGGGACUGGCAUUGUCAUAUCAUUCAUAUACGGUUGGCAAUUAACUCUUCUGCUGUUAUCGGUUGUCCCCAUUAUUGCUGUGUCAGGAAUUGUGGAAAUGAAGAUGUUGGCCGGAAAUGCCAAAAGAGAUAAGAAGGAACUGGAAACAGCUGGAAAGAUUGCAACAGAGGCAAUAGAAAACAUUAGGACAGUUGUGUCCUUGACCCAGGAAAGAAAAUUUGAAUCAAUGUAUGUGGAGAAAUUGUAUGGACCUUACAGGAACUCUGUGCGGAAGGCACACAUCUAUGGAAUCACUUUUAGCAUUUCACAAGCAUUUAUGUAUUUUUCCUAUGCUGGUUGUUUUCGAUUCGGCGCCUAUCUCAUCGUGAAUGGACAUAUGCUCUUCAGAGAUGUUAUUCUGGUGUUUUCAGCGAUUGUGUUUGGUGCCGUGGCCCUAGGACACGCUAGCUCCUUUGCUCCAGACUAUGCCAAGGCCAAGCUGUCUGCAGCCCACUUAUUCAUGCUGUUUGAAAGACAGCCUCUGAUCGACAGCUACAGUGAAGAAGGCCUGAGGCCUGAUAAGUUUGAGGGGAAUGUGACCUUUAACGAAGUCGUGUUCAACUACCCGACGCGGCCAGACGUGCCCGUGCUUCAGGGGCUGAGCCUGGAGGUGAAGAAGGGCCAGACGCUGGCCCUGGUGGGCAGCAGCGGCUGCGGGAAGAGCACGGUGGUCCAGCUCCUCGAGCGGUUCUACGACCCCCUGGCUGGAUCCGUGCUCCUAGAUGAUCAAGAAGCGAAGAACCUCAACAUCCCGUGGCUCCGAGCCCAGCUCGGCAUCGUGUCCCAGGAGCCCGUCCUGUUCGACUGCAGCAUCGCCGAGAACAUCGCCUACGGGGACAACAGCCGGGUCGUGUCACGAGACGAAAUCGUGCACGCUGCCCAAGUGGCCAACAUACACCCUUUCAUCGAGACCUUGCCCCACAAAUACGACACCAGAGUGGGAGAUAAGGGGACUCAGCUCUCGGGAGGUCAAAAGCAGAGGAUUGCCAUCGCCCGCGCCCUCAUCAGACGUCCUCGAAUCCUACUGCUGGAUGAGGCCACGUCAGCGCUGGACACUGAAAGUGAAAAAGUUGUCCAAGAAGCCCUGGACAAAGCCAGAGAAGGCCGCACCUGCAUCGUGAUCGCCCACCGCCUGUCCACCAUCCAGAACGCAGACCGGAUCGUGGUGUUUCAGAACGGCAGGGUCAGGGAGCAGGGCACCCACCAACAGCUGCUUGCACAGAAGGGCAUCUACUUUUCCAUGGUCAAUGUCCAGGCUGGGACACAGAACUUAUGAACUUUUGUUACAGUAUAGCUUAUAAAUAAAUGAAAAUCAUUCUGCAA
Messenger RNA from Artibeus jamaicensis (Jamaican fruit-eating bat), 4100 nucleotides. RefSeq names its product ATP binding cassette subfamily B member 4 (gene ABCB4). NCBI's taxonomy places the organism in Eukaryota, Metazoa, Chordata, Mammalia, Chiroptera, Phyllostomidae. Gene Ontology annotation, cellular component: membrane. The transcript is spliced from 28 exons. The record is from RefSeq and is a predicted model, not a curated record. Gene Ontology annotation, molecular function: ATP binding; ATP hydrolysis activity; ABC-type transporter activity. Bases 211 to 4053 code for a protein of 1280 amino acids. Gene Ontology annotation, biological process: transmembrane transport.